AAUGAUCAAAAGUUUAUAUUAAAGACCCUCAAAUGAGAAAGUAAUUGAAAUAGAAAUAGGUUAAUAAACGAAACUUUAAACUCUCUGUGUAAUUUAUAACAAUUAAGGGGAAGUAAUCUACGAAAUGCAUGGUAAACAAUUAAGAAAGUAAUGGCAUAAUAUAUAAUAAAGAAUGAAUGAUAUAAAUGCUUAAAUAUUUAAGAAUAUUGAGCAGAUCCAAAAUCUGGAAUGGAAAGGAGACCUUAAAGAUUCUAUAAAAUAAAUUGGUGAAUGGAAGGCUUUUUGGUAGAACAGUCCCUUGUAUCAAAGAGUUAUGUAUAAUACGAAUGGACGAAAAGAAGGACUUUGCCAUGAAGUAUUUAGCAGUUUUACCAAGUUAUUAAUUUGAAUCUAUAAAGUAGGCAAAAUUAUCUCGUUGAAUCUGGAAUAUAUAAGGAUGGUAUAAGAGUUGGAAAAUGGAUGACUAAUAAGUUUCUAUGGAUAGGUUAAUCCUACGUCGGUUAACAGCUUCUGUAAGAAUAUAAACUAAAUAAAUAGGAAUAAAGGAAUAUAUAAUGGUAAAGGAUAAAAAAUUAGACGAUGGAUUGAAUUGCAUCCGGAGUUUUCUAAGUAUUCAUAUUCUCUAUACUAAGAAACCUUUUACUUAUUUAUAAGGGAAGAUAUUUUGAUGAUGUUAAGAAUGGUAUUUGGUGGACAAAAUUUAAGUAUUUCUCUGAAAAUUCCUACAGUACAAUGUAAUUAAAUAAUCUAUUUGUAGAGGUGGAGGAACUUAUGUAAACGGUUUGAAAAAUGGAUAUUGGAUAGAUACUUGUCAAUAUUUCAAUAAGUAUUUAUUGUAAUAGAAUUUUUAGUUUAAUGUAAUUUCUUGAAUCUGGUACUUAUAAUCAAGGAGUAAGGACGGGUAUUUGGACAAUCAAGAACAAUGGAAAGAACCUAGAAAAAUUGCAUUUGUAUUAUUAUAGAUUGAUAUUAUAGCCCAAAUAUGAUUUAUGAUGAGAAUGGUCAGAAAUAAGGAAUCUGGAUGGAAAUUUCUAAAUAUUUAAUUUAAUCAGAAAAACUUGUGACUUUUAUAGUGUUGUAAGGAUGUUAUGUGGAUGGUGAGAAAGAUGAAUAUUGGGAUAUCCUCCUUUUCAUAAAUAACUAAAUUAGAUAAAAGUAAAAUCUAUGUUUAACUAAAUAGAGGAGGCGGCCGAUAUAAUUAAGGAAAGAAGGUCGGAAAAUGGAAGGAAUUAGAACUACAAAACGAUUAGUAAGUUAAUUGUAAUAAUUUAGAUUUUGGAGAAUUGAAUAAGGAGAAUACAAAGAUGGAAAAAAGUAUGGAUUAUGGGAAUCAUUUCCACUCAAUUAUAGAAGAAAUUGGGACACUAAUACUUCUAGUUCCAUCAAUACAGAAUUAUUUCCUACGAGGUUCUUAAGUAGUCUCUAUUAUUAGAAUAAUUGGAACAUUUAAUUAGAAUGGGAAGGAAGAGGGAUGUUGGAUGUAUUUAAAUGAAACUGAUCAAUACAAUAAAUUUAAUUGUUUGAACUUAUAAAGAGUUGAAUUUAUAAAUGGAAUAAAAAAGAUAAAUUACUAAAAGACAUUUUGA
This is a messenger RNA of Paramecium octaurelia, 1586 nucleotides long. The record is from the annotation of a GenBank genome assembly. Lineage: Eukaryota; Ciliophora; Oligohymenophorea; Peniculida; Parameciidae.